CAGUUGGAUCAAGUGUUGCAGGCAGACAAGAACGAAGUAUUAAAGAAGGCUCUGCUUCGUGGUGAUGUGCCAUUAAUUGAAGAACUCUUAAAUUCCGGUAUAAGCAUAGAAUCCAGCUUUCAGUUUGGAUGGACUCCCCUGAUGUGUGCUGCCAGCGUAGCUGACUUUGCAGUGGUGCAUCUUCUUCUGGACAGAGGUGCUAAUGCAUGCUUUGAAAUAGAUAAGUACACUGUGCUGAUGGCAGCAUGUACUGCGCAGGCUUCAGAGGAAAACAUCUUGAAGACUGUAGAACUGCUUCUAUCAAGGAAUGCUGACCCUAACCUUACUUGCAGGAAACAAAUGACUCCGCUGAUGUAUGCAGCUGGAAAAGGCCAUCCUCAGGUUGUUGCUCUUCUUGUCGCUCGCGGAUCACAGAUAAAUGCCCAAGAUGAAAACGGAUAUUCAGCUUUAAUAUGGGCAGCACAGCAUGGACAUAAAAGUGUAAUUCUUAAAUUGCUUGAGCUGGGAGCUGACAAAAAUCUACAGACUAAGGAUGAGAAAACAGCAGCAGAGAUAGCAAAAAUCAAUAAACAUUCAGAGAUUUAUAGUUUACUCUCUUUGGCUGCAAAUCACUUGCAAGGGAGAUAUGAUGAAACAAUUGAGCAAGAGGCCAUCUACAAAUUUAUGACAGCUGCCCCUGAUCAGAGAAUUGGUUCCUAUUCAACUUUUAGUGACCUGGAAGUGUUUUUACAUGGUCUUGGUCUAGAACAUAUAACAGGAUUAUUGAAGGAAAGAGAUAUAGUCUUAAGACAACUACUGAUAAUGCAAAAAGAUGAGUUAAUACAGAUUGGCAUUACAAAUCCUGAAGAUCAGCAGAAACUCCUAGGUGCUAUUAAUGAGCUACAAGUGGAAGAAAUAAGAAUUGAAGACCUCCCCGAAGUGAUGAAGCUGGAAUUGAGUGGAGAUGAGUUUCUCAAGUUUCUUCAGAAAUUGAAUAAAGAAUGUAGUAAGAUGAUUGUUCCUGUGCAGACCAUGAAUAACUAUUUCCUCAAAAAUUCUCACAAGAUAGUACUGCAGUGGACACCGACUGAACGCUUUAUUGAAGCCUGCAAAGAUUUGGGUUGCAGCAUUGAACAUCUUGGAGAAGAAGUUGCCAGACUGAAGGAUCUGGUGGAGAAGCACGAACAGAAGAAUGAUCCCAGCAGAGUGAAACUUCCAGAAAAAGCACCCACCACGGGAAAGAAAAUAUUAGUAAAAAUGGGAACGGUAACAUUGUUUGGAUUUGGGGUUUUCUUCUUUAUGGCUAAGUUGGUGGUAAAGAAAACCCGACUUUUAGUUCCAUGA
Molecule: messenger RNA, 1323 nt
Organism: Apaloderma vittatum (bar-tailed trogon)
Lineage: Eukaryota; Metazoa; Chordata; Aves; Trogoniformes; Trogonidae
Gene: ASZ1
Product: ankyrin repeat, SAM and basic leucine zipper domain containing 1
Exons: 12
Biological process (GO): piRNA processing
Cellular component (GO): pi-body
Molecular function (GO): protein binding
Source: RefSeq, a predicted model, not a curated record